AUGAGUGAGUUCAAAAGGUUAAAAACAUCGGAAGAGAUACUGGAGUUUUUAGAUAAUGUAGACGUGAGUGAUGAUGAACCCACCGAUAUUAUUAUAAUUCCCCCAGAUGUUGAUUGUCUCACUGAUGAGGAAAAUGUUGAAGAUAAUGCAAUUACUCACAACAGCCAGAAAAUCCUAGUAAAAAAAAAAAAAAUUGGUAAUAUAAAACAAAAUUAUACGCCAAUAUGGAAAUCUAAAGCAAAUCCUGUGUAUUCAUCAUUUACCGAAAACGUCGAAAAAGAAAAUAUAAAAAACCUAAUUGAGACUUAUGAAGGAAUUGAUCCACUCAAAUAUUUUUCUUUAUUUUUCGACGACACAGUCUUGCAAUUAAUUAUUGAUUUCAGUAUGAAAUACGCGAAAGAGCAAAAUAGACACGAUUUUUUUAUUGAAAAGUCUGAACUUUUAAAAUUCCUAGGGAUUAUGAUACUAACAGGAUACCAUACUUUACCCCAAAUGGACUGCUACUGGAGUAAAGAUGAAGAUAAAGAAGUAACUUUAGUGAGAAAUACAAUGUCAAGAAAUAAAUUUCGUUUCAUAAAAAAAAAUUUGCAUUUAGCUGAUAAUCAUAAUCUCAACCCCUUAGAUAAAUUUUCAAAGUUGCGUCCUUUUUUCGAUUUAUUGAAUCAAAAGUUUGUUCAGUUUGGUAUUUUUGCUCAUAAUUUGUCAAUAGACGAAGAAAUGGUACCAUACUUUGGUCGGCAUUCUUGCAAAAUGUUUAUUAGAGGAAAACCAGUUCGUUUUGGCUUCAAGUUAUGGUGUUUAACUUCUGAAAAUGGUUACUUAUUUCAGUUUUCACCUUAUGGUGGUGCUAGUACCAAACGAAUAGAAGGUUUGCCAUUAGGCUCAGAAGUUGUAUUCAAUCUUUUGGAGUCUGUUGAAAAUCCAAACUUGCAUAAAGUAUUUUUCGACAACUUUUUUACUAGUUAUUCUCUAAUGGCUAUGCUAAGAGAAAAAGGAUUCUUUGCGACAGGCACUGUGAGAGAAAAUCGCAUUGGUAAUUAUAAAUUAAAAUCUGUCAAACUGUUGGGAAAAGAAUGUAAAGGAACAUUUGACUUUGCUUUUGAAAAAAAAAAAAUGAAAUUUGCGCAGUUCGAUGGAAUGACAAUUCAGUUGUGA
This is a messenger RNA of Acyrthosiphon pisum (pea aphid), 1155 nucleotides long. RefSeq names its product piggyBac transposable element-derived protein 3-like. Lineage: Eukaryota; Metazoa; Arthropoda; Insecta; Hemiptera; Aphididae. The record is from RefSeq and is a predicted model, not a curated record. The transcript is spliced from 2 exons. Bases 1 to 1155 code for a protein of 384 amino acids. Gene Ontology annotation, molecular function: sequence-specific DNA binding.